AUGCUUCCAGGAAUGAAGCGGAAAAGUCGAGGCAGAAUAUUUUCAAAGAAAGCCAAGGCUAAAAAAGAUGACGUUCAAACAGAGACAAGUUUUGAGGUCGAGGGCAGGGACCACUCUGAGAACGAUGGAGACUCUGCUGCUCGUCGUAAGAUGCCAAAACGCGCAGCUUCAUGUUCAAACUUCAAGCAAAGGUCCAUCAGGUUAUCCGAUAAAUCAUGUUCUGUUGAAGUUCAGAAGAAUCGUAUAGAAGAAGAAGAAGCUGAAGCCAUCCGUUUGACCAAGCUGGGCCCAGAAGAAAAUCCUCCAGCAAGAAAACUUCUAGACUUCGUUUUCCAUGAUCAUGCUGGACAUCCUCAGAACUUUGAGAUGUCUGAAAUAGAUGAACUCUAUAUCACUGCCUUAAUCAUGCCCAUGGAUGAUGCUCUGGAGAAAGAAAGAGAACGCGGAGUAAGAUGUGAAGGAUUUGGUAGAAUUGAGUCUUGGUCUAUCUCUGGUUACGACGAAGGACAUGCUAUCGUUUGGGUUUCUACUGAUUUUGCAGAUUACGAAUGUGUCAAGCCAAUGGCGUCUUACAAGAAAUUUUACGAUCUUUUCUAUGAGAAGGCACGCAUAUGUGUCGAGGUAUACCAGAAAUUAGCGAGAUCAAGAGGAGGAAACCCUGAAUUGGGUCUUCAAGAGUUGCUUGCUGGUGUUGCUCGUUCUAUGAGUGGAAGCAAGAGCUUUCCUAGUGGUUCGGCUGGUAUGGAGUUUUUAGUUUCACUGGGGGAAUUUAUCUACAAUCAAAUAAUUGGACUGGAUGGAAAUAGAGAUAAUGACGAUAUAAACUUUUCCACAUUACCUGCCCUUGUUGGAUUAAGGGAUGAGUUCAGAAAGAGAGAAACAGGCAUGAGGAUACCUCCGAAGAUGACAGGUCACACCUUGAAAAUCAAUGAAAGACAACAAGAUGUAGAUGAGGACGAAGAUGAAAAACUUGCAAAGUUGUUGCAAGAGGAGGAGGAUUGGAAGCAAAUGAAAAAGCAGAACCGUCGAUCCUCGAGCUCUUCAAAUAGAUUCUACAUUAAGAUCAAUGAAGAUGAGAUAACAAAUGAUUAUCCUUUACCUACGUACUACAAACCCACUGUACAAGAGGUGGAUGAAUAUGUAUUUUGUGAGAGUGACGACGGUGCAUCCUAUGUUGAUGCCCUUCCAAGGAGAGUUCUGGACAACUGGUCUCUUUACAAUUCAGAGUCGAGACUUGUUUCACUAGAGCUCCUCCCCAUGAAGUCUUGUGCAGACAUUGAUGUGACAAUAUAUGGUUCAGGGUACAUGAGAGAAGAUGACGGCAGUGGGUAUUGUAUUGAAGCUGAUGCAGGGAAAUCAUCUUCUAGCGUGUCUACAACACAAGAUUUUGAAGGUGUCCCAGUUUAUUUAAGUGCCAUUAAGGAAUGGAUGAUUGAAUUUGGGUCCUCAAUGAUUUUUGUAUCCAUACGAACAGAUAUGGCCUGGUAUUGAUUCAUUUCCAUUUGAGAUGGACAAUAUAUAUUUCUUUAUCUUUGAACUUAACUGCGAUGAAAAUGUUAUUGACUAGUAGUACUUGAGAGAUUUCUUCAUUGAAGGGGUUUUAAAUCCUUUUUUUCUCCUGAACGCAGGUACAGGCUCGGCAGGCCCACGAGACUCUAUGCACCUUGGUUUGAGCCAGUCUUGAAAACUGCUAAACUCGCAAUAAGUACUAUUUCGUUGUUGAAGGAACAGAGCCGGAUUUCAAAGCUCUCGUUCUCUGACGUGAUUAAGAAACUAUCUGAAUUUGAAAAACGCCAUCCAGCAUACAUUUCUUCAAAUCUGGCUGCGGUUGAGAGAUAUGUCGUGGUUCACGGGCAGAUCAUACUUCAACAGUUUGCUGAAUUCCCAGAUGAGAAGAUACAGAAGUGUGCUUUUGUCACUGGUCUUGGAUACAAGAUGGAAGAAAGGCAUCACACGAAACUUAUCAUGAGGAGAAAAGUCCUUAUCAAGAAGGGAGCCAACUUGAAUCCUAGCGCAUCGAUGGCUCCAGUGCAGUCUAGUAGGAAAGUAAUGAGGGCAACCAUGACAAGAUUGAUAAAUAGAAUCUGGGGUGACUAUUAUUCCAAUUAUGCGUUGGAUAACUCAAAAGAUAUCGGCGACCAAGAAUUAAGAGAGGAUGAAGAUCCUGAGGAAGGGCAAGAAGAAAAUGAGGAAGAGGGUUUAAAUGGGGAAGAGACACCAAUUUCCGUUGAAGUUGGUGAUCAAAUGACUUACUCGUCAGCGAUAGUUCGUAAAUCUACUGGAAACAAUAAGGAAAUCAUAUGGGACGGUGACUCAGUCGGGUGUAUGGAUUCUGGAGAGGCUCUUUACAGAGGUGCAGUGGUCCGUGGUGAUGCUGUCAUUGUUGGUGGAGGAGUAAUUAUUGAAGUGGAUGAACCAGAAGAGUCUACAUCUAAAGUGCUCGUGGAGUACAUGUUCGAAAAGCUAGACGGUGCAAAGAUGGCACAUGGCCGAGUAUUUCUGACAGGAUCCCAGACUCUUCUCGGGAAUGCGGCCAACGAUAGAGAGGUUUUCUUGACUAACGACUGUGUAGAUUUUGAUUUGGGGGAUGUCAAAGGAACUCUGGUUGUGUCCUUUCAACAGAGGCCAUGGGGGCACGAAUUUAGGAAAGAGAAUGCGAGUUCUGAUAAGCUCGACAGAGCAAGGGCGGAGGAUAGAAAGAAAAAGGGGCUACCCGUAGAGUACUACUGUAAAAGCAUAUAUUGCCCUCAUAAAGGAGCUUUUCUCUCAAUUCAAUGUGGUACGACGGGUCUUGGAAAUGGGACUUGCCACUCUUGCAAAACACGGGAAACAGAAAUCCACGGGGAGUUUAUGCUCGGUUCCUCCAAGACCAGUUUUACCUAUAACAAGACUGAGUAUCAUAUCGAGGACUUUGUGUUUGUCAGACCUGAUUACUUCGGUGAGACCAGGGAAGAGGACCGUGGAACUUUUAAGGCCGGAAGAAAUGUGGGGCUGAGACCCUACGUUGUCUGCCAGAUUUUGGAAAUAUGCUUGCUCAAAGUCUCUCGACAGCCCACUUUAGAAUCCACUCAGGUCAAAGUUAGGAGAUUUUACAGGCCGGAGGAUGUCUCAACCGCAAAGGCAUAUUCAUCUGACAUCAGAGAAGUGAGUUUUUGCAGAAAUUUCCUCUCUGUUCUGCCGGUAAAUCGGCAUCUCCUAAAUGUUCACGUACUUAAGAUUGACCUUAUUUUAUUGAACUUUUUGUGUUUCUGUGGAUCACAGGUCUAUUACAGUGAGGAAAGCACGAGCGUGCCUGUGGAAGCAUUACAAGGAAAGUGCAUUAUUAGAAAGAACAAUGAUCUUCAAAGUUCGAAUGUUCCUGUAAUUGUAGAUAAUAAAUUUAUCUGUAAUUACUCAUACAACCCCAAAACCGGAGCUAUCAAGCAGGUAUGAAAUCUUUUCAUAUUAAUGGUAGAGUGCUAUAGAAUAAGGAUUCAUAUUAACUGGUUGAUGAUUCUGGUUUUGGUGAUAGUUGCCUGCCACUGCAAAAAUAAUGUCCCAAACAAGAAAGUCUGAAGGUUCUGCCACAGUAAAGAACAAGGGAAAGACAAAGUGUAGCGGGGACGAAAGCGACGUCGUGUCUUCUGAUGAUACCCGCCUGGCCACUCUGGAUAUUUUUGCUGGUUGUGGUGGCUUGUCAGAGGGAUUGCAGCGAUCUGGUAAGCUUCUCAGCAACAUAAUCUUGAUUACAUGUUUUACAGCGUUACAUGUUUCUUCGUGCACCCAGGGGUCUCCAUUACAAAGUGGGCUAUCGAAUAUGAGCAACCCGCUGGAGAGGCUUUCUCCCUUAACCAUCCACAAACCAAGAUGUUUGUUAAUAAUUGCAACGUGAUAUUGAGGUUGGUCCCUUCUUUCUUCCUGUUUUUUGGGAACAUGUUGAACUCAGCUCGUUAUCUCCUCUGUGAGCAGGUUGACAGCCACACGCUUGAUUUUAGCAUUAUUUCGCGGUGUACUCAUCCUCUAUCUAACACACGUUAUCUUGCGGCACUAAUAUUGAAACUUAUCGGCCAAAUAAUCGGCUGCCAACCAUGCCGAAAUCUCGCAUAAUAUAUGAAAUAAUUAACUAGUUAUAAUAUAUUUUUGCCCAAAUAUCCAUUUUACUUCUUUAAAGGAUCCAGUAAAUAAUGGCUUAUGCAGGGCUAUAAUGGAAAAAUGUGGGGACGGUGAUGAUUGCAUAUCGACUUCUGAGGCCACCGAGUUAGCCUCUGAACUCUCUGAAGAGGAGCUUAACAGCCUUCCGUUUCCAGGGCAAGUUGAUUUCAUUAACGGAGGGCCUCCAUGCCAGGUUCUCAAUGUUCUACUCUCCCCACUCUCAGAUAGUUCUGUGUUCAUCACAUUCCCUAACCUUUGACUUCCUCUCGCAGGGGUUCUCUGGAAUGAACAGGUUCAGCACCAGCACCUGGAGUCGAGUCCAAUGCGAGAUGAUCCUGGCGUUCUUGUCAUUUGCAGACUUCUUCAGGCCCAAGUUCUUCCUCUUGGAAAAUGUCCGUAAUUUCGUGUCCUUCAACAAGGGCCAGACGUUCCGAUUGACCCUCGCUUCACUUUUGGAAAUGGGUUAUCAGGUCAGCCCCGUCGGAUCGAUCGACCACCCAUUCGUUCAUCGCAUUUUCUUCCCCGGAACUGGGUGAUCAGUCAAGUAUGAUUAUCUAAGACUCAAAAUAUUUUUUAUGUGCGGCGUUUACAGGUGAGAUUCGGUGUUCUGGAAGCUGGAGCCUUCGGGGUCUCUCAGUCUCGCAAGAGAGCCUUCAUCUGGGCAGCCUCGCCGGAAGAAAUCCUCCCCGAGUGGCCAGAGCCCAUGCACGUCUUCUCCGGGCCCGAGCUUAAGAUUUCCCUUCCCGGAGGCGUCCAGUACGCCGCCGUCCGGAGCACCGCCGGAGGAGCUCCUUUCCGCUCCAUAACCGUGAGGGACACAAUCGGCGACCUUCCCCCCGUCGGUAACGGAGCCUCCGAGCUCUCCAUUACCGUGAGUCUCUCUCAACGUAGAGGUUUUUCGCGAAGGGGCAGACUGUGCAGGGAAGCUUGCUUUCAUUCUAACAUGGCCAUGUGUGGCAUGUGCAGUACGGAAGCAAGCCGGUCUCGUGGUUCCAGAAGCAGAUACGAGGGGAAACGGAGACCCUGAACGAUCACAUAUCGAAGGAGAUGAACGAGCUCAAUCUCAUCCGCUGCCAGCGCAUCCCGAAGCGCCCCGGCGCCGACUGGCACGAUCUCCCUGACGAGAAGGUCUCUCUUCUCUCUCUCUCUUCUUUUUCUCUCUUCUCUUUUUUUCCUCUCUGUGUUGAACACCGUGGAUUGGCGGGUGGGGGUGCUUUUCUUGAUGGCAAACGCAGGUGAAACUGUCGACGGGGCAGAUGGUGGACCUGAUCCCGUGGUGUCUCCCGAACACGGCGAAGAAGCACAACCAGUGGAAGGGCCUCUUCGGGAGGUUGGACUGGGAGGGGAACUUCCCCACCUCCAUCACCGAUCCCCAGCCGAUGGGCAAGGUGGGCAUGUGCUUCCAUCCCGACCAGGACAGGAUCCUCACCGUCCGAGAAUGCGCCCGCUCCCAAGUAAGCACCACUACCCUCCUCCCAUUGACCUUCCCCCCUCUUCCGACCUCCGACCUUCAGAGGUCAAACAUAAAUAAUAAAAUAAAUAUAUAAGUAAUAUGGGAACCAUCUUUUUUCUUUUUUCGGGUACGCAGGGUUUCCCAGAUGGCUACCGUUUCGCCGGGAAUAUCCAGAGCAAGCACCGGCAGAUAGGGAAUGCCGUGCCGCCCCCGCUGGCGUACGCGCUGGGGAGGAAGCUGAAGGAGGCGGUCGAUGCGAGGAGCAAGGCGGCGCCAUCAUCAUCCUGA
This is a messenger RNA of Spirodela intermedia, 5872 nucleotides long. NCBI's taxonomy places the organism in Eukaryota, Viridiplantae, Streptophyta, Magnoliopsida, Alismatales, Araceae. The record is from the annotation of a GenBank genome assembly.